Messenger RNA from Fusarium mangiferae, 1899 nucleotides. RefSeq lists its product as uncharacterized. The transcript has a single exon. The coding region runs from base 1 to 1899 and encodes 632 amino acids. NCBI's taxonomy places the organism in Eukaryota, Fungi, Ascomycota, Sordariomycetes, Hypocreales, Nectriaceae. The record is from RefSeq and is a predicted model, not a curated record.
AUGGUGUCGAAAAUCCCAGAUACGGAGUCUUUGCUACUCUAUCCAGGGUUUAAGCCACGAUUAUACAAGCCCCUUACAGCCAGAGAGAUCCGACUCCUCGUGAUCCAACCAGGCGUGUUUCGUGAGCGACUCAGGUGCACCUUGAAGACAGUUUCGCUCGAUGACGAACUUCCACGCUUUGAAGCGCUGUCAUACUGCUGGAAUGAACUUCGAGAUACCGUUAUAGUCGAUGAUCACGCCAUCUCCGUUCCGUCAGAUCUGGCUUGGUUUCUUCGCCGGUUAAGACGCAAAGCAACUCCGCGCACAGUCUGGGCAGACUCUAUCUGCAUCAACCAAAGCGACAACAAGGAGAAAGGGCAUCAAGUCAACAUGAUGCGUGAGAUAUAUCAACGUACUGCCGAAGCUCAAGUCUAUCUCUGUGAGAGCCUAGGCUCAAGUCUGCAGCAACAGGAAGACGAGAUCCAAGAUGACGAGUAUCAGCCAUAUCACUGGCAUGGUGAUGAAAGAGACGUCCAUCUCUCUUCGUUACUUGCAGCAUAUGGCCACCAGCCGUUGAGCUACAUUAUGAUGGAUAUAGUAGCAGUUGGGUUGUUGACAUGCAUAAACGGCCACUUCUGCUCGCUGGAGAAAGAUACAACUGCUGUCAGUGGAUGUUUUCAACUAGCAAUUCAUCAUUUCUCGUACAUGGUGGAGCAGCCGUGGUUUUCUAGGAUAUGGACAUUCCAAGAGGCGGUGCUUCCCAAGGUUGUAUCUGUACACUUUGGGGUCUGCGUCUUUUCGUUAGACAUGAUGCUUAAUGCGGCACAGAAAAUGCUAUCUCUCGUGGGAACAAAAGCCCCGUCUUGCUGUGCGUCAACUUGGGGGCAACUACCACCUUUGGGUGCAUCGGCCGUCGGCCACAUUGAGGGGCAUUUAUGGGACCUAAACCUUCAUCGCAACUCGGCACAAAAGAAUAACCAAAAGCCUAUCCAUGCGGAUGUUGAUUUGGUGCCUUUACUGGAGGCUACCAGGCACAGAAGCUGCAAAGAACCCCGGGACCGAAUAUACGGACUGCUAGGGCUGGUUCAUAACUGGCGCUUCACCGAGCCAAUCACGCCUGAUUAUUCUCUCAGUAUCGAAGAGUUGUACAUAACAGCGACGUGGAAGGCAAUGAUAGAAACGCAGACGACGCUGCUGCUUGCAUACAACAGGCCGAACAAGACGUUGAAUUUGCCAUCUUGGGUACCUGACUGGUCACGAACGUUAUCAGUGGCCGAAAAAGCAUCGAUACCACUGACGAAGACUUCGAAAAGUUACCCCGGGAGACAGGCCCUUGAGCUUCUGCCGAUGGACCGACUGCGUCUAGGCAUGGUAUUUGUUGGCAAUAUUCAAAAGACUCUAGAUCUCUCCGACUUUGGUGUUGAGAAAACCACGCAAGAUCCCCUGGCCUGCGAUGCCAUUAUUGAAGCAAUACGUGCUUGUCGGGGAAUGGUUGGCUUGCCCACCGAUCACGAGUCAACGGAAGAACCCGGCAGAUCCAGAGAUAAGCUGUUCAGAGAACGGAUUCUGACAGACUGCUAUUUCCAUAAGACAAGAGGGUAUCAGCAGUGGAAGAACAAAUGCUCCAGUCUAUGCGAGCAGCCAACCGACACGUUUCAUGGAGGUCAUGCUCAAUGUUUCUUUACUCUGGCGGACGGUCGUUUCAGCCUUGCCAAUUUCGAAUGCUCUACACAAGACGCGGUGUUCGCCACAGUCGGUGGUCUUUCUGUAUUUCUAGUCCUUCGACCGUGCAGAACAAGUCAGACGUGGUCCAAUGUGGAGGAAUGGGAAUUGAGAGGGCCUUGCGAGCUCUGGGACUUUAAUGGAGACGCCAACAAACAGCCUCUCCAGGGAGAUGUAUGCUCAAUCACGUUAGUGUAG